CGUUCUCGUUAUGCCGUCGAGCUGGGAAACGGCUUCGAAAGGUAAGAGGAAAAAAGUAUAAAAGGGGGUGUUGUUGACGGCUUGAGCUUGUCUUCUUCUCUUUUCCUUUCUUUCAAACCAAUUCAAACUCCCAAAGUCCCAUCUAUCUUGAUUGCUUGCCUAUUCAGAAGAAACUUCUGCCAUUAUCCUUGUUUGUCAAGACUUUACCUUGCUCUUGAUUCACUUACAUAUACAUACACAUACACAUACACACACCACACACCGAACACAAACAAAGGACUCCCAGGAGUCUAGCACACAAGUUACAGACUCACACCCUGUCUUGCAAAUAUAUUGCAAACGAUUUGUCCCCGUCUUCCUUCUAAGACGUCCCACUGCCAUUACCAAUCAGACAUCAGUAGCCAUGUCCUCCUACAGCGCACAAUACUACACCCCCGCGGCGGUACCCAUUCCCAGCAAAGCGGAGCAGUACCAGCAGUACUACCAGAGCGGCGGCAGCAACUACUCCGUGUCGCCAUCCGAGGACGACCAGCGCGAGCGCGACGCCUCCGUCACAUCCGGUGUCCCUUCCUACGGCAACAGCAGCAAUGGCGCGAGCUACGCUACCAGCUACACCAGCGGCGACUACGGCGACGGCACCCAAAGCGGCGCCUCUGCCAAUGGCGUUGACUUCAACGACUACAUGCAAAACCGGUUCGAGGAGUCCUUCGACCCCAUCCCGCUAGACCGCAGUCUAGCUCGCCAGGCCCAGACUUCCGGCCAGCUUAACAACAAGCACCGCGAACUGCUAGAAAUGCAGGCGAAAGCACAAGCUCGCCUAGCCAAAUCCCGCGCCCGCUUCCAGCAGGGUCUAAACGACGCGCGGGAAGUUCAUGCCGAUCUAGAGUGGACAUCCAAGAAAGUAUCUAUUUUAGGAAACGGCGAAUUCACUAUCCUUAAGAAAUCGAGAAAAUCAGCUAACAGAUUGGUUUCACGCAGUUCGUUGAAGAAGAAGGUAGAGAAGCACCACGCCAAGGAAUACCAAAAGGCGUGUGGAUUAUAUCCCGCGCUCAAUUAAGUAUUUUCAAAGUUGGCUCUUUUUUGCGAUGCGCCAUUAGCGGAGAAAAACCGCAUGCGCAAAAUUGAGCCGCAUCGUGGGGCGUGUAUUCGAAUGCACGCCAUUUCCCGGCUCAGUAACCACAAGAGCCUCAAAAAGAAAGAGGAGUUUUAUACCUUACCCACGGGUUUUUUCUGCACAUGUCGU
Messenger RNA from Daldinia caldariorum, 1243 nucleotides. RefSeq lists its product as uncharacterized. Lineage: Eukaryota; Fungi; Ascomycota; Sordariomycetes; Xylariales; Hypoxylaceae. The record is from RefSeq and is a predicted model, not a curated record. Bases 404 to 1057 code for a protein of 217 amino acids. Gene Ontology annotation, biological process: regulation of protein localization; endosome organization. The transcript has 3 exons. Gene Ontology annotation, cellular component: endosome; BLOC-1 complex.